AUGUGUUUCCGCGACCACAUCCCCGACCCGACCCAACAACCCAUCCGCAUCACUCAGUCCCCCGAGGCGUCCCACGACAGCGAACUCAAAAGCCACGGCGACAGCGCGCGCCACGUCCCCCCUCAUAGACACCACAGCACCGCGAGCACCAACACCAAAACCGCCGCCGCCGCCAAAAACGACCAUCACCGAUCCCAAUCCCAAUCCCAAUCCCAAUCCCAGUCCGGGCGAUCCCUCUCAACGACGUCCGAUCACCACAACUACAACGACAAUACUACCUCGCACACCAAAAGUGCAAAGGAACUACGCAGACUCAAGGCCAAAGAUCCCAACGUCAUCGACAAGAUGAACAUGUACCCGCCUCGAGCGAUGAUCGUAGGAGGUUUCUGA
Exophiala spinifera is the source of this 390-nucleotide messenger RNA. RefSeq lists its product as uncharacterized. NCBI's taxonomy places the organism in Eukaryota, Fungi, Ascomycota, Eurotiomycetes, Chaetothyriales, Herpotrichiellaceae. The record is from RefSeq and is a predicted model, not a curated record. Bases 1 to 390 code for a protein of 129 amino acids. The transcript has a single exon.